UGCUGGCCGUGACCUGCUCCCACCACCUACCUGUCCCAGGUGGUGCAGAGGAUCAAGGCUGUGGAGGGGCAGACUCGGCUGCUGGUGGUGGACAAGGAGACAGAUGAGGAGCUCCGCCGGCGGCAGCUGACCUGCACUGAGGAGAUGGCUCAGCGAGGGCUGCCGCCUGCUCAUGACCCCUGGGAGCCAAAGCUGGACUGGCCCCGUGCAGGCAGCCUCAGCUCUGAGGUUGGCCAGAAGGAUGUCAAUGGGCCCCUGAGGGAGCUGCGCCCGAGACUCUGCCACCUGCGAAAAGGUCCCCAGGGCUACGGGUUUAACUUGCACAGUGACAAGUCCCGGCCUGGACAGUACAUCCGCUCUGUGGACCCAGGUUCACCUGCCGCUCACUCUGGCCUCCGUGCCCAGGACCGACUCAUCGAGGUGAAUGGGCAGAAUGUGGAGGGGCUGCGCCAUGCAGAGGUGGUGGCCAUCAUCAAGGCACGGGAGGACGAGGCCCGGCUGCUGGUGGUGGACCCCGAAUCGGAUGAGUACUUCAAGAGGCUGCGGGUCACACCCACCGAGGAACAUGUAGAAGGUCCAUUGCCAUCACCAGUCACCAACGGGACCAGCUCCUCCCAGCUCAAUGGUGGCUCAGCAUGCUCAUCCCGAAGCGAUCUGCCUGACUUAGACAAGGACACUGAGGACAGCAGCACCUGGAAACGCGACCCUUUUCAGGAGAGUGGCCUCCACCUGAGCCCCACUGCGGCUGAGGCCAAGGAGAAGGCAAGAGCCACUAGGGUCAACAAGCGGGCGCCGCAGAUGGACUGGAACCGGAAGCGAGAGAUCUUUAGCAACUUCUGAGCCCCUCCCUGCCUGUCCCCCGGCCGGGCCUCCUCCCCGCACGGAACUUGGGCCUUGCCCCUUGGGCCCUGUCCACAGCUCCCCAAGCCUCAGUGGACAGGAGGGGGGCAUCCUCACCCCCUAAGCUAUGGUGGUCCCACCACCACCCAGGAACCCGUGCCCUAGCGAGCCCUGAUGCUGCCUCCUCCCUGCUGGGUGCUGGGGGAGCAUGGCAGCAAGAUGGGGACAGGGAGCCCCUAAGAUGUGAGAGACACCCAGAGAGAAAGUGAUCAGAGAAGAGAGAGGGAGAGGCAGUGGUGAUCGUGGGGCCAGGCCCUUGCUGCUCUGCCUGGGCCUGCUGACUUAAAGGAAUUUGUGUUACUGCUUUUUUUCCAAAAAGAGCUCUAGCUCCACACAUGUUUCCACUUACACCAGAGCCCCCGCCUCCACCACCCUCAGGACAUGCUCUCUAAAUAAUUGCAAUAAAACAAACCUUUCUCUGCAAACCGUUUCCUCCCCACCCCCUCAGCAGCAGCCAUUGCAAGUGGAAGUCAGUCCCAGGAACUUACAGGGACAGAGCUGGGGGGCUCCCAGGCUGUGUUCAUGCCGGCUUUGGGUGAGGCUGGGGUUGCCAGUUCAGCUGGGGUUGGCUGUAGGAACUGCCCCUCUGCUCCAUCCCUGCCCUCCCUGGGGUGGGGAUGUCUGGGGUGCAGGGCCUGGGCUCUUUGACGGGCCUGAGGAUGGAGGCCCUGUGCCCCUGAAGAGGGCAGCCUCUGGACAGACCCUUUGUCCCUGAACAGCAGCCUCAGGUCUUUGAGGUGUGACUGUGAGGGCCUGUCCCCAGGAAGGACCUCAGGCUCUGGGCUUGGCCCCCGCUGGGAGCCCUCCUUGAGGAAACCCCACCAACUCUGCCUUCCCCUCUGCCCAGAACCUGACCAACUGACCGACAUCGCUGUCUGCCCUGUAAGCCAUAGCGCAUGCGCGCCCUAGGAAUAAAGUCUUUCCUUGGA
Molecule: messenger RNA, 1829 nt
Organism: Vicugna pacos (alpaca)
Lineage: Eukaryota; Metazoa; Chordata; Mammalia; Artiodactyla; Camelidae
Source: RefSeq, a predicted model, not a curated record